AUGGUCGUGUUGGAAGACGGAGGAAUGAUGACUACCAAUCCUAAUCAAUAUUUACAACCUGAUUAUUUAACGCCACUUCCGUCCUCUUUGGAUUCGAAGAAAAGCCCGCUUGCGCUUUUGGCGCAAACUUGCAGCCAAAUUGGUGCAGACACUGCGCCCGCUAAGCCUCUUUUGCCGCCGCUUGAUAAAAAGAAGCCAGUGAAUAGUGUAAACAGUGAUGCAGUUAGUCGUUCUUCACCGAAUUCUAACAAAUCAGACAAACCCCGUUCUACACCAGAAAAUAAGCAUUUAGCUUUCAAACCAUACGAAACCAACGUUGUUUCAAAGAAACCAGAAGAAGUUCGGCCUUCAUCCAAGGCAAGUACCGACAGUUCUGAUGAAAAAAAAUCUGGCAAAAGUACUCCGGGGCGUAAAUCAACGCCGCCGUCCACAGAGAAUGGAAAAAAUACUCCAUCACAUGAGAAAUCCUCGCCAGCAGGAUCGUCGGGUACAAGCCCCAUUAUCCGCUCGGGCUUAGAAGUUUUAGGCCAUGGAAAGGAUCACUUGGGCGCUUUCAAAAACCUACCUGGAUUAUCUGGGUUCAACCCACUCGCGGGACUUUGUUGUCCACCUGGAAUGGAACAGCAUGCAAAUCCUGCAUUCAGACCACCUUACGCUGGCGCACCAUUUAACGCUCAUCAUGCCGCUAUGCUAGCAGCUGCAGCGGCUUUUCCAGGAUCAUCACCAAAUCCUUACCUCGGCUACGCCCGCGUUAAGACUCCCGCUGGAGGUGAAACCUUAGUUCCUGUCUGUAAAGAUCCAUACUGCACUGGAUGUCAGUUCUCAGUGAAUAACCAUCACCUUCUCAUGAGCAACGGGUCCUGUCCUGCAGGUUGUACUCAAUGUGAACACCAGAAAUACAAUUUGGCGAUGGCGAUGGCUCUGUCACAACAAGGAGCCGCUGCUAGUGGUCUUCAAUACGCACAAUUAAGUCGUCCUUACGUUUGCAACUGGAUUGUCGGGGAGUCUUACUGCGGAAAGAGAUUUGGAAACUCCGAAGAGCUUCUUCAGCACCUUAGAAGUCACACCACAGACGGUUCAACGCCUGUUUCUGCAACCUCUACACAAGCAUCGCUCCUAAAUCCGUUAAACCCUCUAUUUACGACUGCAGGAUUACGCGGUGCAUACCCUACAGCUCCUCUUAGCCCGCUGUCAGCAAGUCGGUAUCAUCCUUACUCAAAAGCUGGGAUACCUGCUAGCUUAGGUGGUUCUCCUUAUGGGGCUUUCAACCCCGCGCUCGGGCCAUUCUAUUCGCCGUACACCAUGUAUGGACAGAGGCUAGGGGCCGCAGCGGUGCAUCAAUAG
Molecule: messenger RNA, 1344 nt
Organism: Parnassius apollo (apollo)
Lineage: Eukaryota; Metazoa; Arthropoda; Insecta; Lepidoptera; Papilionidae
Source: the annotation of a GenBank genome assembly